This is a messenger RNA of Hordeum vulgare subsp. vulgare (domesticated barley), 607 nucleotides long. RefSeq lists its product as uncharacterized. The coding region runs from base 90 to 389 and encodes 99 amino acids. The record is from RefSeq and is a predicted model, not a curated record. The transcript has a single exon. NCBI's taxonomy places the organism in Eukaryota, Viridiplantae, Streptophyta, Magnoliopsida, Poales, Poaceae.
UAGUACGCGGUAGAAGCAUUGGUCCUUCUAGUCCCACCGAGCUAAACUACAGUGGCCUUUUGCCUUCCACUCUUAAUCAGCAUUCUCACAUGGCUAGCUCAAAGGUUCUGUGCACUUGCAUUUUGAUUAUCGUCGUCAGCUCAAGCCAAGCCGAGGCGAGGCGCCUCACGACUGCGAGGGUGGCGGCGGUGGCGAGCAAGGGCAAGGAGCCAUGGGGCGCGUUGGAAAGUAACAGUCGAAGCUUCAGAGCAACUUCAACUGAGACUAGUGUAGCAGGGGCAGCAGGGUUAGACGGCGAAGCCAUGUCGACCGCCACUACAGUGGAGUCCCGGGGGACGGCCCCUGGGAACAGCCCCGGCAUAGGCAACAAAGGGAAGAUCAACAACUAGCAACCUAGCGGUGUAUAUUUUGGUUGAAAGGCUAUAUAAGCCUGUAGCUACUUCGUACUUGAUUUGUUUUUAGUUCUCUUAACAUUCUAUGCUCUUGAAUUAUGUUUCUUUGUUGCGAGUGCAUGUUUUCCAGUUCGUUGUGGAUCGAAGUGUGUACUCAUGUUCUGCUUAGUUUGUUGAGAUAAAUAAAGUUCCGUGGGAUCGAUUGCCAGAAUUUA